Metarhizium album ARSEF 1941 is the source of this 3636-nucleotide messenger RNA. RefSeq names its product U2 snRNP component prp10. Lineage: Eukaryota; Fungi; Ascomycota; Sordariomycetes; Hypocreales; Clavicipitaceae. The transcript has a single exon. Gene Ontology annotation, cellular component: catalytic step 2 spliceosome; U2-type prespliceosome; U2 snRNP. Bases 1 to 3636 code for a protein of 1211 amino acids. Gene Ontology annotation, biological process: spliceosomal complex assembly. The record is from RefSeq and is a predicted model, not a curated record. Gene Ontology annotation, molecular function: mRNA binding.
AUGUCCGACGCAGAUUUGGACACGAUCGCGAAGCUCCAGCGCGAGCGAAACGCUGCGAAGAAAGGCUCGCGUGCGCCUGAUGCGUCGUCUCAACGCAAUGACGACAGGAGGCAGAAGCUCACGGACAGCGCCGACAAUGAGCUAUAUGACCGAGAAGGAGGCGAUAAAUUUGCAGGAUACCACACGUCUCUCCCCAUGGGAGAUGAGGACGAUGAGAUGGAUGGCGACAAUACCCGGCGGCUUGUGGGCCAGUAUACUGCAUCGCGAGAGAUGAUUGAUGAGUUUGCCAGGGGCAAUGGAGUUGAAGAGGAUGAUGUUCUUGCGGGAAAGGGUGAAAAGAGCGGCCGCAUCACCGACCGCGAGACCGAUUACCAGAAACGUCGCUUUAAUCGAGUCUUGACGCCCACCAGAGCCGAUCCUUUCGCGGAGAAUCGACAGGCCGGAGCUGCAGAGAAUGGGGCCACCUACAGAGAAAUCAUGGAAGCCCGCGAACUCGACAAAGAAGAGGAACGCGUUCGAAAGGCCAUUCAGGACAAAGUCAAUGGCGAAGGCGGCGAAGGCGAGGCUCAGCCGACGCUGCGGGACGUGGACAAGGAGAACGCAGAGGCCGGGUCGACCGAGGCCGUCGCGGCAGGACGAAAGCGUAAGAAGAGAUGGGAUGUCGCUUCCACACCGGCCGAGGUACAGCUUCAGGACAAGGCAGAGGAAGCGAAGCCAAAGCGCUCAAGAUGGGACCAGGCGCCAUCCGUCGGCCCCGGAGAGGCUACCAAAAAGCGCUCUCGAUGGGACCAAGCUCCUUCAGCGACACCUCUGGGUAACCAAGGGCUCGCUACCCCAAUGCAUCCAACCCAAGCGCCGGGUGCCUUACCGCCAGCCUUCGGAACCGAUAUCUCAGCCCGCAAUCUCACCCUUAGCGACGAAGAGCUAGAUAUGCUACUGCCUGGCGAAAACGAAGGAUACAAGAUCUUGGAACCACCUCCUGGGUACGAACCCGUGCGUGCCCCAGCACACAAGCUGAUGGCAACGCCGGCUUCAGCGGCAGGCUUCAUGAUGCAGGAUCCGGAUCAAGUAAGACUGGGGGGCAGGCCGAUGCCGGCUGAGCUCUCUAAUGUAGGUGAUUUGCAGUUCCUCAAGCCAGAGGACAUGGCAUACUUUGGCAAGCUCAACGACGGAGCAGACGAGAACGUCAUGUCCGUGGAUGAGCUAAAGGAACGCAAAAUCAUGCGGCUCCUGCUCAAAAUCAAGAACGGAACCCCGCCCAUGCGGAAGACGGCCCUUCGGCAAAUCACAGACAAUGCAAGGAACUUUGGGGCUGGGCCACUGUUUGCUCAGAUUCUGCCCCUACUCAUGGAGAAGUCCUUGGAGGACCAGGAACGCCACCUACUGGUCAAGGUCAUUGAUCGAAUUCUGUACAAACUAGACGACUUGGUGCGACCCUAUGUCCACAGGAUCCUCGUCGUUAUCGAGCCGUUGCUCAUUGACCAAGACUACUAUGCCCGGGUCGAAGGCCGUGAAAUCAUUUCAAACGUGGCAAAAGCUGCUGGUUUGGCGACCAUGAUCAGCGUGAUGCGACCAGACAUCGACCAUCCCGAUGAGUAUGUACGCAACACGACCGCGAGAGCCUUCGCGGUGGUGGCAUCGGCGCUCACCAUCCCGGCGCUGCUGCCCUUUCUGCGGGCCGUCUGCCGGAGCAAGAAAUCAUGGCACGCCAGACAUACCGGUGUGAAGAUUGUUCAGCAGAUUGCCAUCCUGAUGGGCUGUGCUGUCCUGCCCCAUCUCAAGGGCCUUGUCGAGUGCAUUGCUCCCAACUUGAACGAUGAGCAGACAAAGGUGAGGACCGUGACCAGCCUGGCAAUUGCAGCUUUGGCAGAGGCAUCCAACCCCUACGGCAUUGAGAGUUUCGACGACAUCUUGAACCCCCUGUGGACUGGUGCGCGUAAACAGCGCGGCAAGGGGCUCGCUGGCUUUCUAAAGGCCGUCGGAUACAUCAUCCCCCUCAUGGAUGAGGAGUACGCCAACUACUACACGAGCCAAAUCAUGGAGAUUCUGCUGCGGGAAUUCUCUUCCCCGGAUGAGGAGAUGAAGAAGGUUGUGCUCAAGGUUGUCUCGCAGUGCGCGGGCACGGAAGGUGUCACGGCGGGCUAUCUCAAGGAGCACGUGCUCGACGAGUUUUUCAAGAGUUUCUGGGUGAGGAGGAUGGCUCUCGACAAGCGCAACUACAAGCAGGUUGUGGAGACGACGUUUGACAUUGGACAAAAGGUUGGUGUCAGCGAAAUCCUGGAGAGAAUCGUCGGCAACCUCAAAGACGAGAGUGAGGCGUACCGCAAAAUGACGGUGGAAACGACGGAGAAGCUGGUGGCGAGUCUUGGAGCUGCAGACAUCGGCGAGCGCUUGGAGGAGAGACUGGUGGACGGCAUCCUGCACGCGUUCCAGGAACAGAGCGUCGAGGACGUUGUUAUGCUCAACGGGUUCGGCUCUGUGGUCAACGCGCUGGGCACGCGGUGCAAGCCGUAUCUGCCCCAGAUUGUCGGCACCAUUCGCUGGAGGCUGAAUAACAAGUCGGCAACUGUGCGGCAGCAGGCGGCCGAUCUCAUCUCGCGAAUCGCCAUGGUGAUGCAGCAGUGCGGCGAGGACGCCCUCAUGGGCGAGCUUGGCAUCAUCCUGUACGAGUACCUCGGUGAAGAGUACCCCGAAGUUCUUGGGUCCAUACUGGGCGCUCUGCGAUCCAUUGUGACUGUCGUGGGCAUCAGCCAGAUGCAGCCUCCCAUCAAGGACCUGCUGCCUCGGCUGACGCCCAUUCUCCGCAACCGCCACGAAAAGGUGCAGGAAAACACCAUCGAUCUCGUGGGACGUAUUGCGGAUCGAGGGCCCGAGAGCGUCAACGCGCGUGAGUGGAUGCGCAUCUGUUUCGAGCUGCUGGACAUGCUCAAGGCACACAAGAAGGGCAUCCGACGAGCCGCCAACAACACGUUUGGGUUCAUCGCCAAAGCCAUUGGUCCGCAGGACGUCCUGGCCACGCUCCUGAACAACCUCCGCGUGCAGGAGCGCCAGUCUCGAGUCAACACGGCCGUCGCCAUUGGCAUCGUCGCAGAGACCUGUGCGCCCUUCACCGUCCUCCCGGCGCUCAUGAACGAGUACCGCUUCCCCGAGCUCAAUGUGCAAAACGGCGUGCUCAAAUCCCUCUCCUUCCUGUUCGAGUACAUUGGCGAAAUGGCCAAGGACUACGUCUACGCCGUAACGCCGCUCCUCGAAGACGCGCUCAUUGAUCGGGACCAAGUCCACCGGCAGACAGCCGCAUCUGUCGUCAAACACAUCGCCCUCGGCGUCAUUGGGCUCGGCUGCGAAGACGCCAUGGUUCACCUGCUCAACCUUCUCUUCCCGAACCUGUUCGAGACCAGCCCCCACGUCAUUGACCGCAUCGUCGAAGCCGUCGAGGCCAUCAGGAUGGCCGUCGGGCCCGGCGUCGUGCUCAACUACGUAUGGGCAGGCCUCUUCCACCCGGCCCGCAAAGUCCGCACGCCAUACUGGCGCCUCUACAAUGAUGCUUAUGUCCAGUGUGCCGAUGCCAUGGUCCCGUAUUAUCCGAGCCUGGAUGAGGAGAAGAUGGACAGGCCUGAACUGGCGAUUGUCCUGUGA